Molecule: messenger RNA, 1198 nt
Organism: Orussus abietinus
Lineage: Eukaryota; Metazoa; Arthropoda; Insecta; Hymenoptera; Orussidae
Product: protein DPCD
Exons: 4
Coding region: 117-725 (202 amino acids)
Source: RefSeq, a predicted model, not a curated record
UACGAAAUCAGAGGGCAGCACACGGUGCGAUCGCGCGACCCUGCACGUGAGCAAUCUCCCAACUCAUCUCUGGUGUGUACACCUCGUUGCUGAGGAUGAAGUAACUUUAUUUACAAAUGGCGGCCGAACAGUGGAUGGAGGUUAUUAAGGAUGCUAAAAAGACAGUACUCGUUCAAGAUGGUAAAAAGAAAGUCCAUUAUUUAUUGGAGGAUGGGAGGGAAAUGGUUGAAGAAUAUCUUUUAGACACAAUGGUAUUGACAAAAAGAGCAUGGAAGGAGAAGGGAAAGCUGGGACAAGAUAUAGGAUGGUCGGUCGAAGUUGGAGAUCCUGAAUUGAAACAGCCGGACAAUCUGGAAAUUAGUGGGAUCAGGGAAAGCUCAAACGCGCCCUUUAUUACUAGAAGAAACACAAAGACUGCCUUAGAAUGGAGAAUUAGAAAUCUACCAUAUCCGGAAAAUGUGUACUCGGUAACGACUGAAGACGACGGUGCAAUAGUUGUGCGGACUAGUAACAAGAAAUAUUUCAAAAGGAUAAGAGUACCGGAUUUGGAACGUGUUGGUUUAAAGCCAGAUCAAGGACGCCUUUCUUUCACGCAUAAAUACAAUACGCUUGUUAUAACGUACAAAAAGCCACCCGUACUUCUAGAUUUUGAAAAAAAGGUUCUCGACGAAUUAUCAAAAUUGAAGCCUAUGAAAGAAGGAGACGUUCAGUGCCCUACAAAUUAAUAAAACCAUUUCGUCAACCUUUUAACCUGACAUUCUUAAUUUUUGACUCUACAGUUCGUGUUUAUUAUCAUGCUUGGCAUUAAUCAGUCUAAAGAAUACGACUCGUACAAUUCAACUUCCUAUUUAUUUGAUCUCAUUCGUUACUGACAUUCGGACAUUGAAAUAAAAACAACUACAUCGUCGAGUCAAUUGUACAACAUUCGAGAAGUCUACUUCCAUCGAGGAAUAAAAUUUCAAAUCGGAGAAUCUAACCGGUCGAUUCCAGAAGAUCCAGCCAACGGUGGCCAUUCCCUAACCUUAUUCCAGGGAUCGAGUCGAGCACAUUCCAUUUAUUUAUAGUUUUCCUACAGGCGUAUACAAAUUUAUGUGAAACCUUUGUGCCUGAUAACCUCAAACUAUUUUCAAUCUGCCACGUACCUUUUCAUUCUGGAGCCGAGACAUUUCAGAUGUUUGAAAUAUAUAUUCGUGACCUA